CAGUAGAUUCUCAAAAAAAAAAAAAAAAAGUCCUCUGUUUCAAUCUCUCUGUAUGAGCUAGCCAUAUCCGGUUUCUAGCAGUAGCAGGUAUGGGCACCCUUCUCCUCCACAACCCAAUAUCGAUGGCAAAACGCCCUUGCCCUUCACAAAUUUCACCGGCAGCCCCGCCGCCUCUCAACCAAAUGGACGAGCUUCUAGAGACUUUCCUAUCCUCUUCCUCCUCUCUCUCCGUUGACCUCUCCUUCGACCGCCUCCUCGAGUCCCGAGCUUCCAGCGACUCCGACCAAGCUCAUCUCAUCGACACCGCCGUCGCCUUGGGCUCCGCCCUCCUCCACGCCGCCAAACGCUCCGCUCGCAAACGCGCCUCCUCUCACAACUCCCUCUAUUGGCCUCUCCCUCGCGAGCUCACCAUCAACGUAUUUUCAAUGCUUGAUACACAAAGCCUAUGCUAUGCGGCAGCAGCUUGUUCAAUGUUCAAUAAGUAUGCGAGAGAUCCUCCAUGCUAUGCUAAUAUUGACUUGACAACAAUUGUCCCGAAAGUUAACAAUGCAGUUGUGUCCACGAUGAUCCAUCGAGCUGGAACAUCACUUCAGUCUCUUAAGCUUGGUAUAGUUCCAGGCCCAAUAGUAUCACCUGGAUCUUGUCAGCCGUUGGUUUAUUCCAUCAGAAAUUCAGUUGAUGUGUCUAAGUUUUCAUGGAAUGAUAAGAGAUCAAGACAAGGGAAGGAGUCAUCAAUUCUUACUAGAUCAUGCUUAAGCCCUUUAGUUGGGGACAAUGGUGCUCCAGGGACUCUUUUGAGAAGGUUACACCUUUACAAUAUUGAAAGAAUGGAUAACACAUCACUUUGUGGGGCAUUGUCAGCUUGUCCAUCUCUCCUUGAUCUGGAAAUUGUUGGCCUUCAUGUUGAAUUGAGGCAAACAUUGAUGUCCGUGAGUGCAAACUGUCACUUAAUAGAGCGACUGUUCUUUGAGUCUUCAAAAACAGGCAGGGAUGACAGUUUGAAAACACCAACAUGCACUGAUCUGGUAGAAAAUUGUCCUCAUCUAACUUCAUUGGCACUUAGAGGGUUUAAGCUCCAUGAUAACAAAGUUCGUGUACUUGUUAAGGGAUUUCGGAAACUAAGAUAUGUUGACUUUUCAACAUCUUACUCUAUCACUGGAGGCUUUUUAAGGAACCUUGGAAGCAGCAUGGGUGGAAAUCUACUUGAGGUCUUGAUUUUAAGGGACUGCAUGCAUCUCAAAGAGGUUGAAGUUGCUCGGUUAUUGACAGCUGUUAUCGAAGGGGAUUAUAAGUGCCUUAAACAUCUUGACAUAUCCAACAAGGAAGGUUUAGCUUCUGAGGGUGACUGGUAUGAUAGAUGCUACAAAUCUAGUGUCAUUCCUAUAAAGCAGGUUUUGGCAGAAAGGCCUGAUGUCUGUUUGCUGGCUGAGUUUCCAACUGAAGGAAGUUACAUUGAUAUUGAUCAAAUGGCUGACAUCGUGCAAGAGAGUGACGUUGGUCUGCCGUCACAGCUUAGCAGUCACAUAUCAGAUGCUUCAAUGUUUACAAGCUCGUCUGAGAGUAGCUACAACAGUGAUCAAGGUAGUGGCAAUGAGGAUGGCCAUGAUGCCAAUUACGUUAUGUAUGAGGAAAGCUCAGAUGAAGUGGAAAUUGAUUUGAAUGGAGGCUUUUAUGGAGCGCAGGCUGAAGUUUCAUUGGCAAGUUAAUUCAUGGACCUUGUUGGCCAUUUAUCCCCGACUUUAUUACAGCUGGUGGCUGGGGGCUUUUGAAUUUGCAAAAUAUCCCAGUUUGGUUUAUAACGUCCAGUAGCGGCUUCCUGUCCAAUUUACCAAGAUGGAAUGCCACCUUGAGGGCCUUUUACGCCUGUCUUUUUUUUUUUUUUUCCCCCAAUUAUCAUCCAUUCCUGUUCUGUUAGUCUUGAGGGUAAUGGUUGAUGCAUUCACCUGUCUCUAAAUCAAUAAGUAUCUACUAUCAAGAGAACCUUCUUCCAUUUUUUGUUUUUGUUUUUGUUUUUUUUGGGGGGGUUGGGGGAGGAGGAAGAGGGUGGCGUCCUUUUUAGUACCAAUCUUUAAUGUAAAAUCUGUUGUAUUUUUUUUUUUCUACUUGUAUUUUUCCCUUGUAAUUUUUACAGUCACAUAUGCUAAAACCAAUUUUAUCAGUCUUGUAGGAUCCUGUAAUUGUAUCUCACCCUGCCAGAUGAUAUUGAUAAACUAUACAUCAAAUAUAAGUUCAUAUGGUAUGAUAGAACUGUUUUUUGGGU
Molecule: messenger RNA, 2260 nt
Organism: Quercus robur (English oak)
Lineage: Eukaryota; Viridiplantae; Streptophyta; Magnoliopsida; Fagales; Fagaceae
Product: F-box protein SKIP17-like
Exons: 13
Coding region: 90-1706 (538 amino acids)
Molecular function (GO): protein binding
Source: RefSeq, a predicted model, not a curated record